UUUCAAUCAUUGGUCAUCAUGGUUACAUGGGUUGCAAUGUCGUCUGAUCAGUGUUUUUGAUGGCUAUUAUGAAUUAUUGUUAUGGAUUAAUGGUAUUUUAGUACAGCUGUCAUAAUGUUGCUAAAUAGAAAUAUGUUUGUACUUCGUCGAUGCUUGCAGUGCAAACCAUUUGCAGCUAGUACAUUCUACAUCACAGAAUGCAACAGUUACAGAGACAAGUUUCAAUAUAAGCAGACUCGUAAUUUUCGAAAUUUUGGUCAUACUUCUCAAAAAAAACCCAUUUCUUAUUUUGCACCAUUUGUAAUCACUUUUAUAAUGAUAACGGUUAACUUUACGGAUUGGCAACGUUAUUUUGGUUUAAUAUCUGAAAUACCGAAAGUGGAAAUACCUAAAGUGGAAGCUGCUGAAUUACCAGUGGAAGGGAACCAGGACAAUAGAGAUGUGGAAAAUAUAGAAUAUGAUUUACAAAAGAAGAAAAAGAAGAAAGAAAAAAUUGGUUUUCGAGAUAGAAAGAUAAUAGAAUACGAAAAUCGUAUGAGGCAUUAUUCAACACCGGACAAAGUGUUUCGUUACUUCGCGACCCUCCAGGUCACGAGCAACGAUAUACACGAGGUGUUCAUGACGCCAGAUGACUUUUUGCGAUCGAUGACACCUGGCGUUAAACAACCCGACGGUUUAGGGUUGGAUCAAUAUAAGCGUUACGAUCCAAAGAAUAUUCACACAAAGUUAGAAUUGGAAUUAGACGGGGAUAGUAUCUUCUACAAACUAGGAAGUGCCGGCCUUAUUACUUUCUCUGAUUAUAUCUUUCUGCUAACUGUAUUGUCAACUUCUAGACGUCACUUUGAGAUCGCCUUCAGAAUGUUCGACUUUAACGGGGACGGUGAUGUCGAUUCUGAGGAAUUUGGAAAAGUGGCUACAUUGAUACGGCAACAAACUAGUAUCGGCACUCGACAUCGAGAUCAUGCAACUACAGGCAGUACAUUUAAGGGGGUGAAUUCAGCGUUAACAACAUAUUUCUUCGGACCACAAAUGAAUCAAAAAUUAACGAUCGAAAAAUUCCUGGAUUUUCAGCAGCAACUGCAGCGGGAGAUCCUGAGUCUUGAGUUCGAACGACGAAAUCCGGAUGAGCAUGGAAAUGUUACUGAAGUAGAUUUCACGGAAUUAUUAUUGGCGUAUGCCGGAUAUCCAGCUAAAAAGAAGGCGAAGAUGCUGAAAAGAGUGAAAAAAAUGUUUAAAGAAGAUCCAAAAGGUAUUAGCAAGGAGGAAUAUCUUAAGUUCUUCCACUUCCUCAACAAUAUUAACGAUGUUGACACAGCUCUAACGUUUUAUCAUAUAGCUGGCGCAUCUAUCGAUCAAGCAACGUUAAAACACGUAGCGAAAACCGUCGCGCACGUUGAUUUGAGUGAUCAUAUCAUUCAAGUAGUGUACACAAUUUUCGACGAAAACAUGGACGGACAACUUAGCAAUCGAGAAUUUGUAGCAGUGAUGAAGAACCGUGUUCUUCGUGGCCUAGAAAAACCAAAAGACACUGGAUUUGUCAAAUUAAUUCAGUCUCUGAUGAAGUGUGCAAAGCAUAGCAACCUCUUGUCUUUCGAUAAAUAAUUAAAAAAGCACAUAGGCAGAAUUGAAAUGCUGCUUAAUUUAUGUUCCUGCGUUGUUGUAUUGAUAAUAAAUUAUGUAGAAGAAGAAAUAUAAAAUGUUCUUAAAA
This is a messenger RNA of Harpegnathos saltator (Jerdon's jumping ant), 1708 nucleotides long. It is a transcript of the gene MICU1, whose product is annotated as Mitochondrial calcium uptake 1. Bases 115 to 1602 code for a protein of 495 amino acids. Gene Ontology annotation, molecular function: calcium ion binding. Gene Ontology annotation, cellular component: uniplex complex. The transcript is spliced from 12 exons. The record is from RefSeq and is a predicted model, not a curated record. Lineage: Eukaryota; Metazoa; Arthropoda; Insecta; Hymenoptera; Formicidae. Gene Ontology annotation, biological process: mitochondrial calcium ion homeostasis; calcium import into the mitochondrion.